UCAACGUUAAAUAAUAACACUUGUUUUGAUUUAAUAAAAAUGACCCAUAUUUUAAAAGUAUUAAUAAGUGCUUCUGAAAAAGCAGCACGCGUUGCUAAAUCGUGUUGUGAAAACUCUGAGUCUCUACUAGUCGCUGAAAAAUGUGAAACUGAAGCGAAUACCCGUUUCGAUAAAGAUUUUAAGACAAUUGCAGAUGUUUUGGCGCAAGAAUCGGCGAAAGCGCUAAUAGUUUCACAUUUUCCAGAGCUUGCAUCUCACGUCAGAGGUGAAGAAUGUUCUGAGAUAGGCGGCAUCACUAUUGGAUUGCAAGAGGAUGUACAAAGAACCAGUGAAUUACUAAGCUGUUUAAUACCACCGGUAACCGCAAAAAGAAUGUCAGAAGCAGCACACUGCGAUAUCGACCUUAACUUAGAUCUCCCAUCUUCUCUUCCAGACCUUGAUCUUGAUAAUUUAGGAAUAUGGAUUGAUCCUAUAGAUGCUACUGCAGAAUUUAUAGCUGGUGUAAGAAAUGAAGCAAAAAUGGGUCAUGGUCUUCCAUGUGUGACGGUUUUGAUUGGAGCUUAUUUGAAGUCCACUGGAGAACCAGUAAUUGGAAUAAUAAAUCAACCAUUUUAUGAAAAUGGGAAAGGCCGGAUUAUCUGGGGUUUUAAUUAUGGGAAUGUAAGAGAGUGGUCUAAAAAUGAACAUGAUGCUUCUGAUGAGAAAGUUAUUUUAAUGAGUGGAGCCGAAAAGUCAGAUGUUAUAGAGAAGUUUAAGGCUUUAGGAUGGCUUGUAAAGUCUGUUCCUGGAGCUGGUCAUAAGCUGAUGAAAGUAGCUUUAGGUGAGGUAUCAGCAUAUAUUGUGUCACAGGGAACAACAUUCCGAUGGGAUACUUGUGGUCCACAUGCUAUUAUCUUAGCCAAAGGCGGUAAUGUACUAUCUUACAAAGACUUUUUACCAAUUACAUACAAUGAUGAUAAAGACCUUGAUUCCAAGGAAUAUUGUAAUAAACAUGGUAUUAUAGCUUACACAAAUGAAUCUUUUUUAAAUGAGCUAAAAAACAUUAUUAUUUAAAAUAUUUCAAUAUAACUUUACUUAUUUUUGAAUUUUUUGUGUCUACUAGUAUAACCAAAACUGUGAUUGUUGCGGAAUCUCUACCAAUUAAUAAUAUAAUUAUUAAAUCUACAACCAUGUUUUAUCAGAAAGUAUGUUACAAUCAUAAUUAUGUAUUUAUUAACAUUUGAUAAGAUAACAAUGUAUUUUUAAUAUUGCUUCUCAAUAGAAGCUAAGAGUUAUUUUAUUAUCUUUCAUGUACCUGAAUCUUUGAUCUCAUUAAAUACUAA
Molecule: messenger RNA, 1322 nt
Organism: Vanessa atalanta (red admiral)
Lineage: Eukaryota; Metazoa; Arthropoda; Insecta; Lepidoptera; Nymphalidae
Gene: Ipp
Product: inositol polyphosphate 1-phosphatase
Exons: 4
Coding region: 40-1053 (337 amino acids)
Biological process (GO): phosphatidylinositol phosphate biosynthetic process
Molecular function (GO): inositol-1,4-bisphosphate 1-phosphatase activity
Source: RefSeq, a predicted model, not a curated record